AUUUUCAGCAGAUUCAUAACACGACUACACGGGCCCCGGGCGGGAUUAAUCUAACCCCCUCUUUGGACGAUAACUCCUCCUUUAUAUUCCAGUACAGGUUUGUUCGAGUAUUGUGAAUGGCUGAAGGGAUUGUGUUUCGUAUUGGUUAGACGGACUUUGGUAUUACGUUUUGAUUCGUCGAUCCACAUUGCCCGGUGUCCGGGUAAAAUGGCGUCGGAAGAACACUGCUCGGUACCACCUCGAUGGCGGUCGAUAUCGCUAACCCACGUAGAGUUCCCUGCUGGUGAUCUGACUGGACAAUUGUUGGCCUACACCAGCCUGCUACCCAUAGUGAUCCUUGUGGGCUUUGUCACCCUCAUAGUGUUCAAGCGUGAACUGCACACGAUCUCCUUCUUCGGUGGGCUCGUACUGAAUGAAGGGCUGAACUGGCUGCUGAAGCAUAUUUUAAGGGAGCCCCGCCCAUGUGAAGGCGCUCACGCAACCCUGACCACUGAGUAUGGGAUGCCCUCCAGUCAUUCCCAGUUCAUCUGGUUUUUUGUUGUUUACUUCUUUCUUUUUCUUUAUUUAAGAAUGCAUCAAACGAACAAUGCUCGCUGUGUGGAGCUGCUGUGGAGACAUAUACUGUCCAUCACCUUGUUAGGUGUGGCCUUCUCCGUGUCAUACAGCAGGGUUUACCUGUUGUACCACACCUGGAGUCAGGUAUUCUACGGUGGAGUGACCGGUAGCACCAUCGGAGUAGUCUGGUUCUUCUUCACACAGGAGGUGCUGACACCGCUAUUCCCCAAGAUGGCAGCAUGGCCAAUAUCAGAGUUUUUUCUGGUGAGGGACACAAGCCUGAUCCCCAACAUCCUGUGGUUUGAGUACACGGUGACUAGAUCAGAGGCAAGAAACAGACAACGGAAGCUUGGAACAAAACUUCAGUGAUCGUAGCAGUUCCUUGGUGAAACUGAGUAAAGGACCACACACGUAUGCACACACACACACACACUCGCUCAUAAAAAAAACACACUGGAGAAUCAUCUUCUGGACUGACCUGGUUGAAAUGAAAAAAGGGCCAACCCAUUUACAGGUGGACCUAAAGAGUGCCAGGACUCGGCCCGGAGCCUGCAGCCUGAGCAAGCCCGUCCACAUGCCUCUCCUUCUUGUACAGCUUGCCCAAAUGCUCCCCCGACGCAUACAAGACCCUGAAAGAGACAUACUAUUUAAUAAUAAAUUAAUAUAUACUUUAACUGUAAACUCACACACACAGACAGUAACCAUUUACUGUAAGAAAGAGAUUUUUAGAAACCAAUAGAGGGCUCUGUCAAUUAACAAAACAUUGGCUGGUGUUAAUACAGCAUGAAAUUUGUGACUCUUGUUUUGGGUUUGCUGGUGGGGGAAAUAUGAGAUUGGUGGGGUAAACCCUUGUUUUUUUUUUGGUCUUGUAUUACAGAAAAGAGAACCAUUUUUAAAACUCCGGUAUAACAUGUAAUAUAUAAACAAAUGUGUACUUUGUUAAAAUUAAAGAGAAAGGUGGUUUGGGGGUUAAAACUAUUUACAUGUGAAAGACCCCCAGUUUCCCCCUCUGAUACAUCUUGUCAGCCCAAUGUAUUCGGUUCCAAAAUGGACUUGCAGGCAUUUAAGCCCUCACAUACUGUACAAGCCAAGGCUAGUGUACCUUCUGUACAACUUGAGGUCUCGAUUAUGUUUGAGAUGCUGCAGAAGAAGAGAAACGAGCCAUAACAUAAGGGGCUCUGUUCUUUUUCUAUUCCUCUUCCACACAGGGAGCGAAGGAGUGUUUUCUCAACCCCUUUCUCCCUGCAUGUCUGACACCCCAGGAGCACAAACCUGGGACUUAUAUUUUUCCUUUUCUUUUUGCGGUUCUAGAGAACAUGAAACAGUGGCUUAACACUUGUCAUUCCUAACUUUCUUUUUACCGGUCUUUUCAAAACAUUCCAUAUCAUCUGGUGAAAAAACAAACGAUAUGACUGCUGAGGGGCAAUGUUUUUAUUUACAUUUUUUAUUAAACCUCAGGUCAAUCUGUAGCAUGUGUUAAUGCUGCGUUCCUCGGAAAUGCAAGAGCUGAUGUUUGAGGCUGUCUGGUGAAGGUUAAAAGCUGAUUUGGAAUUGUCAUGUCAUUAGCUCCAUAAAGGGAAGUAGUUCUCCUAGAUUAUCAUUUUGUGUAACCAUAUCAGGCUGAAUAAAUAAAUGAAGUGUUUACUUAAAA
This is a messenger RNA of Salmo salar (Atlantic salmon), 2206 nucleotides long. RefSeq names its product dolichyldiphosphatase 1. Gene Ontology annotation, molecular function: dolichyldiphosphatase activity. Gene Ontology annotation, cellular component: intracellular membrane-bounded organelle; endoplasmic reticulum membrane. NCBI's taxonomy places the organism in Eukaryota, Metazoa, Chordata, Actinopteri, Salmoniformes, Salmonidae. The record is from RefSeq and is a predicted model, not a curated record. Gene Ontology annotation, biological process: protein N-linked glycosylation; lipid biosynthetic process.